GAGCCGUUAGAUGUUUUAAGCAAUUCUUUGGAUCUUGGCGAUAUAUGCUCACAUUGAAGAAAAUAAACUUAUGGAUGAAAAUCUGUAGAAAAUAAUUAAAUAUGGCUUCUGACCAGGCAUCUCUUAAAGCGCUUGAGAACUUAAUGACAGAGUUCUUCGAUGGAGGGACAUCAAAUGAAAGAAAAAGAAAUAUAGAGGAAAUUCUAAAUAAUUUCACACAAACCAGAGAUGCCUGGCAACAUUGUUUAUAUUACCUGGCAAACACUCACAAUGAAUACGUCAUGAUGUUCUGUAUGACAGCAAUAGAGAGUUUGAUCAAUAAACAGUGGGUCAGUUUUAAUGGUCAGCACAAGUUAGAAAUCCGCUCCACCUUGAAUCGUUUCCUGCUGGACCACCAUAACAGAGUUCCAACAUACAUCAGGAACAAACUAGUCAAAUUAGUGGUGGACAUCGGCAGAAUAGACUGGCCACAUUUCUAUCCAGACUUCUUCUCCAGUAUUUUACAGCUUGCUCAACAGCCAGAGACUGCUGUUCUAGGGCUCAUUCUGCUGCACACAGCCUCAGAGGAGCUUGCUUCACCAAGGGAAGAUCUGAGCAUGGCAAGAAAAGAAGAACUGCACCGUCUUUUGCUUGGACAAGUCCCAACAAUUCUAAGCUUGAUCAACAAUAUAUUGGAAUCAGUGUUAGAGAAGCAUCGUCACUUGGUGGCUGCCACACCACCGCCAUCUCCCACCUCAGGAGAAGAUGGAUCCACCCGUCGAAGAUCCUCAUCAGUAAUGUUGUUUAGUUCUCCCCUGGAAUCUAAUGACACUGGUAAUGUGCUCAGCAACAUGUUUAAAUCUCCUAGCAGCCGGAUUCCCCUGGAAGCAUUACCUCCCUUGGACGUUGAAUCCCAGAAUCUGUGUAGUCUAGCUUUGAAAUGUUUAGCUCAAUACUUCAGCUGGAUUCCCUUAUCAUCAAUGAUAACACCUUCCUUACUAAGUACUGUGUUUCAUUUUGCUGGAUUUGGAUGUGAAGUGAGGAGAUCCAGUUCAAAUGUCAGUGCUAACUUCAGCACUAAUACGUACGUUCUAGGAAAUCUAGCAAUGAACUGUAUCAAUGAACUCCUAUCCAAAAAUUGUGUUCCUUUAGAAUUUGAAGACUAUCUCCUUCAAAUGUUUCAACAGACAUUUUACUUGCUUCAAAAAAUGACCAAAGAAAGUAGAACAAAUUCAACAGGAAAUAGAUUGUCAGAAAUAGAUGAAAGCUAUGUGGAAAAGUUUACUGACUUUCUAAAAUUGUUUGUUGGUAUACAUUUAAAGAGAUUUGAAUCAAAUCCACAUUUCCCGGUGCUAGAGUUUUUGGCGCUGUUGUUGAAGUACACUUUCAGACAGCCCACAAAUGAGGGAUUUUAUAACUGUCUGGAUACAUGGAACACAUUCCUGGAUUAUCUGGAUGACAAAUUAAAGGAGAGAUCCACGGACAGCUCAGCCAUUGUAGCAAGGUACCAAGAAGCCCUAUUAUCCCUGGUGUCAAACAUGCUACACAAACUACAGUUCCGAUAUAAUCAGUCACAACUAGAGGAACUGGAUGAUGAGGUCCUAGAUGAUGACAAUGAAACAGAGUGGCAAAGCUUCUUGUGUCAGAGUUUAGAAAUUGUUGCUAAAGUAGCAGAAAUCUACACAGCAGAGACAUUCAGAAUAUUGUAUGAACCAUUUAGUGAGCAUCUAGAUAUCUAUCUUGGUCUGGAUCAGUUUGUGAGGAAUAAUGCACAAGGCAGACAUUUAACAAUAACAGCAGAAAACGAAUGUCGUAAACUACACUGCUCCUUACGGGAUCUGUCCUCACUGCUUCAAGCUCUCGGAAGAUUGGCUGAACAUUUUAUAGGAGAGAAAUUCUUGGAGCGAUUCAGUGAUGGCACCAUGCUCUUAGAAAGAUUAGUGAAUACAGUUGUUUAUGGCUCCAAGUCACAACUGUUCAGUGUAACAUCGACUAUACAGAAUGUUCUUCAUACAGAUUUUGUUGGAGUACAUGCUCAAGCCAUAGCUUCAGUGAAGGCCUUUGCUCACUGGUUGUCCCAGUUUUAUAGUGAAACACAGAAAGUCAACUUGAACAGAGAUAAAUUUGUAUCUUUGAUAUCUACACUUCUGGAUUCUAUUGUUCCAAUGUUCUCAAAAGAGAUACCAGAGAAAAUUGUGCAUUCCAGUGCUCACUUAUUACUGUCCAUAACCACUACUGUCCGGCCCAAGUUCCUGUUACAUCUGUCCAGUACACAAACACUCUGUAAACGAGCUAGUCAAGGAGCAUAUGACAGGCUGACUGUUGAAGUGCAGUUGUUGGUGUACCGAGCCUUAUCACACAGUCUUAUCCUACCCUGGCCAAAUGAGUGUGAUGAAGAUCAGAACUGGGCCAGCCGAGCUGCGGAUCACCAAGCUUUUGUUAGACAGCUAGCCAGACAUUUCCUACAGCUGAAGGACACUAGGGCCCUAACAGCAAACAAAGGCUUGCAGGAAGAGGGUAAAUCUGUAAUUAAAAGGACGUUGCAGAUCUUUGAGGAUUGGAUUGAGAAUGUUGCUGGAGAGGUUGUGAAAAGUAAACAGAUCUGUUACCAGUCAUUACAGGGAGUUAUUGAUGUAGCCCUGACUGUAUUUCCUGUCUAUCUGCAUCAGCCAGAUGUGGUAGACUCCUUGAUGAGUUUCUUCCUAGCACUGUUCCAAGGGCUUAGGGUUCAGAUGGGUGUGGUCUUUGCAGAGCAAACAAUACAGACCUUUAUGACCCUCUUUACACAAGAGCAGAUAGCGGAAAGUAUCUGUCAUGAAAGCACUGCUGCCCAUAGAGUGGUAGAGAAGUUUCUAAAGAUUUUAGAACUUAUUGUACAAGAGCCUGGGUCAGCAUUCAAAGCAUUCUUACCAAAUGUGAUAUCGAUAUGUAUGGAUCAGAUUUAUCCAAUAAUAGCACAGCGUCCAUCACCUGACAUUAAAAUAAGUCUGUAUAGAUUAGUCCAUGAGUUAAUGAUGAACAACUGGAGAUAUUUCUUCAAGGGGAAUGUACUGAAGACAUUAAAUGUACAGCAUACUCCUCAGAAUGGAAAUGGGGAGAUUCAGAAUGCACAGGAGUUUACUGCCAUUAUGCAGUCAUAUGGCCAGUCAUUCCUUCAACCAGACCUUGCCGUAUUUAAACAGAAUUUGGAAUCUUUAGAAACUCUCAACACAAAAUGGAAACUCUACCACAAAUCAAUAUUCAGAGAAGGAAUGCUUCUACAGUUUUUGCAUGUUCUUGUGCAAGUGUUGGUGCAAAAAUCUCAUGAUUUACUUCACGAGGAGAUAGUAGUGACAGUGUACAAUAUGGCUGCUGUAGACUUUAACCGGUUCUAUGCCGAAUUUUUACCCCAAUUUCUGUCCUCAUGUGAGGGUCUGGAUGCCAACCAAAAAAGUAUACUAGCGACCAAUUUCAAAGCAGAAAAGGAUUUGCCGUCCUUUACUCAGAGUGUUCAUCGGUUUGUGAAUGAUUUGAGAUAUUACAGACUUAUUAACAGUAGUCUCCCUGCAGGAUCUGUCACAUUCUGAUUUUUGUGUAGAUUUGUUGACACCACAAGCCUGAAGUCUUUACCAGUGAACAACACAAUGAAAAAAAGAUGUUGAUAAAAGAAAGUUUUGAUUGUGAAAGGACAUUGCAUCCUAAAAUUCAAAACCAGGCAUCAUAAAAGUGGUAAAGGAUUGAGGAGAUUUUGAAAAAUAAAAAUGUUUUGUUAUUUUUACUUUG
Molecule: messenger RNA, 3741 nt
Organism: Saccostrea echinata
Lineage: Eukaryota; Metazoa; Mollusca; Bivalvia; Ostreida; Ostreidae
Product: exportin-6-like
Exons: 24
Coding region: 102-3545 (1147 amino acids)
Biological process (GO): protein export from nucleus
Molecular function (GO): nuclear export signal receptor activity; small GTPase binding
Source: RefSeq, a predicted model, not a curated record